Molecule: messenger RNA, 1377 nt
Organism: Trichoderma reesei QM6a
Lineage: Eukaryota; Fungi; Ascomycota; Sordariomycetes; Hypocreales; Hypocreaceae
Exons: 3
Coding region: 1-1377 (458 amino acids)
Source: RefSeq, a predicted model, not a curated record
AUGUGUGACGAGAAGCUGCCGCAAUGCUCCCAGUGCCAACGGAUGCGACGGCCCUGUCCGGGUCCACAGACGGGCUCAAUCUUUGUCCAUGCCGUAGCAACAGAACGCGGUCCAAAGGCGGAAAAGGCGAGGGUUCGGGAUUCAACUGCCUAUCAAGAGGUUCUGGUAGCUGCUGCGCCGCUGGCGAGACAUGUUCAGUGUGCAAGCAGGGCUUCUGCAGCGCCCCCAAACGCAUAUCAGCCGUCUGUUGCUCCGGCCUUCGAUCAGCUAUUCCUUUCCAGCUUCAUCAAUUCGUUUGCCAAACCUAGCGCCGGAUCCGAGCCUCAUCAGUCAUGGAUGAAUCACCUGCACGAGCUUCUGGUCACCGGCGAUGUACCACUCAAGAGCUCAAUACGAGCCGUGGCCACGGCUUUUCAUAGCAGAACGGCGGGAAAUCCUGCGGCUCAACAUGCUGCUGAGCGUUGCUACGUUGCCGCCUUACGAGCCCAAAGAGCCAGGAUAGCUCCUUUCCUGAGCCUUCCCUCUUCGCGCUAUGUGCCUGAUGAUCAAGAAAUAUUCACCUCAAUGAUGUUGCUGUAUUUUGAGCUCAUCAAUCCAUCAUCGACUGCUAGCUGGCUCAAGCAUAUGCAAGGGGUUAUGAGCUUGCUGGUGUUACGAGGCCCGAAGAGCUGUCAAACUGGUGCUAUGCAUCUUCUCUUCCGUUCCCUGAGGUUCCUCGAGGCCUAUGUUUCCUUUCGAAACAAGAAAGCAUCAGUCUUUGCGUCUGAAGAAUGGCGUACCAUCCCUUUUGCCACCUCUGGUAAAAGCGACAUAGACAGGCUCAUCGAUAUCCUUCUUCUAGCCCCGUAUCUUUUCAGCGACAAAGCGUCCGAUGGGACUGCAUUUAUCCCAGGCUCUAACAUCUCCGUUGAAUGUCUUUCGGCUCAGUUGAGCGUUUACAGGGAGCGGUAUAUACAAAGUAUUCUUUCUGCGCAAGAAAGUAGACGGCAUAUGAGCCAAAGCUCCGAUGAGAGUGAAGAAGAUGAUUGCAACGGGUGCAGCACUUGGAUCGAUGGCGGAGGAGACUUUUGCACAUCAAUGCCCGAGUCGUUGUUUUACUCUGCCAAGCUCAUCAUCGACUAUGUUGCUUUCAGAGAAAACGCAAAGGCGUUUGAGGAGGUCCUCGUGGCUGAGCAGUUUCUCUAUACGUCCCUGUUGUUCCGAAUAGCCGAGUUGGCCAAAGAGGGAGGGGAGCUGCAGGUGAAUGUUGGGACUUGCGUACAACUGGCAUUCAGCCUUGAAGUCGUUGAGUCGUUUGGCCUUUCGUCUGCUUGUCGAGAGCAGGCUCGGUUCCAUUUGAAGGAACUUGGGUGGGAAAAUGUGCCUACUGUUGUUUGA